Molecule: messenger RNA, 2665 nt
Organism: Topomyia yanbarensis
Lineage: Eukaryota; Metazoa; Arthropoda; Insecta; Diptera; Culicidae
Product: DDB1- and CUL4-associated factor 10
Exons: 6
Coding region: 586-2256 (556 amino acids)
Cellular component (GO): Cul4-RING E3 ubiquitin ligase complex
Molecular function (GO): protein binding
Source: RefSeq, a predicted model, not a curated record
AAGCAAUUGACGCUCCAUCCAAGCUGAAUCGUUCGGUCGGUGACUUCGAAGCGUAUAGUGUUCAAAAUAGCAGUACAACGAGUUAAUCCAUAAUUCUACGAUUAUUUUUACCGCGGCAGCUACGAAAAUUUCUGUGAUUGUAUUGAAUUGAGAAUACAUAUGUAAAUAAACAUAAGCUGUGAAUCUGAUACGACAUAAUAUCUGUGCCGAUCGGGAGAGUGUUGUCUGGCAUUUGAGUCGACGGGAGUGAGUGUCUGUCAAAAAAGUCAAUAAUUUUUUCGUUGAAUCUUUCAGAAUGGGGUUCAUGUGAUUUUAAAGGAAGCGUUUCUUCGCAAAUAAAGUGAAUGUUUUUGGCUAGAAAGUUUACGGUGGAAUAGUGCAAGUGCUGGAGAUUUGUUAGUUAAUCGACCUGUGAGUGGUUUUCGUGGGUAACGCUUCAGUGAGUUUGUGAUCUUUGGCCUGCCUGCCUGCUGCUGUGGCUAGAGCUUAGACUUUCUCCUAGCGCCGUGUUGUGUUCAGAUAUCGCAAGAAAAGGAGAGGUAUCAUUCAACAGUAUUUUGUGGUUUACAGCCGAGGACGGGAACUAUGACACUGCACUCGUGGUUACGGCGACGAGAAAGUGGCUUCCCGGCCAGGUUCGGAGAUGCUGACUCGGUGCACCGAGCGAUCUAUUGCUCACUGGAGCCGAAGAAAAGCUGGAACGAUCAGCGGAAUGCUUGUAACACCUGCGAGUACGGCGGAGCCUACAAUCUGGAGUUUUCGCCGGAUGGCUCAAUUCUGGUGGCUGCCUGCGAAAAGAAGACUAUCGUUCUGUUUGAUCCGAUCACGGAAAAGCAAAUGUGCACCAUCAAGAACGCCCACAAUGACAGCGUCAAUUGUGUCAAAUUUCUGGACAAUCGAAUGUUCGCUACCUGCUCGGAUGACACCACGGUUGCUCUGUGGGACACCCGAAAUCUCAAGUCGAAAAUUCGCAGCCUGCACGGCCACUCGAACUGGGUGAAAAACAUCGAGUACUCCAAAAAGGACUGCCUGCUAGUGACGUCCGGAUUCGACGGGUCCAUUUUCACCUGGGACAUCAACAGUUACACCGAGCACGGUUUCGUCUACCAGAAGGUGUUUCACACACCGGGGCUAAUGCGUUGCCGGCUGACACCGGACGAGAACAGGUUGGUGAUAUGCACCACCGGCGGUUAUCUGAUCAUAAUUCGCAAUCUCAAUCUGGCCUCGCUUGCGAAAGAUCUUAGAGGUUUCCGGCCUAAUCUGUACCGACUGAUGCAAUUGCGCCAUCAGUUCAUCCCGAACGCAGCCCGGUACGAUCACGCAUUUUCGAAGAAACAAAAAUACAACCGAGUCGAACUGGUUAGUGACUUCCCGGAAGGAAACGACGCGGAAGUGAUCAGUUCCCUCCAGAUUCACCCUCAAGGCUGGUGUGCGCUUAGCAGAAACAUGAGCUACGAUGAAAGUUCUGAGUGGAGCUGCGUGCACGAUAUUCAGGAAAUCUCUCUGGAGGAAGAAAUGGACAGUGACUGUGACAACGAAUCCUCGGGAGCAACCGGCAGCGGCGAUGAGCCGAGUCAAAAUCAAGAUGCAUCAACAGCUGGUGAAGGAGGAGGAGGAGCAGUUAGUACGGCGGCAGCACGCGCUGCGGCGGCUGCUGCCCUGGUGAACGCAGCUGUUGGUGAACCGGUGGAACCGAACAAUGCGAACGGUAACCGGAUAAGCGCCAACAACAACAACAACAAUAACCAAGGGAAUAUAGACUUUCCCACGCCUAAUUCUGACAUAUGGGCAGCAGAGGUUUCACUACGCAAUAGGAACCUCCGCGUGGAGAAUACCCGUUCAUUGAAUAUGGCUAAUGUGUACGGGAUUACGAGCGGCUUGAUUCCGCUGUCACCGUUGGAGCAUCAGCUAAAAUUCCAACAAACCAUCACGGUUAACGUGAAUCGAAUGUUGUACUACAUUGAAGAGCCAAACAACGGGAAAGGAUUCAUUAAGGAAGCGUGUUUUUCGUUCGAUGGGCGCGUCAUUUGUUCGCCCCACGGCAACGGCAUUCGUUUGCUGGCGUUUGAUGCACAGUGUAACGAACUGCCAUUCAUUACCGGUCGGGAAGAGCCCGUCCCGAAGCCACUGUACGAAAUCAAAACCAAGCACUGCCACUCGGAUGUAGUGGUCAGCAGUAAGUUUAGUCCGAAGUUCCCGCUGCUGGUAUCUGGCUGCCUGCGGGGUAAGAUAGUAUGGCAUCAACCAGUGCUGUAAUAAUGUUCUCAAUGUUCAAUGCAACUUGUUACGACGGAUUUUGAUGUGAAUGGGAUCGAAUGAAUGAAGCUUUGUUUGCGAAACACUAUCGUGACUGUUAUAAUAAACCAUCCCUCGAGGUACUUACUUUUACGCACCGGUAGGUACUAUGUUAUUUUGAAAGGUCUGCCAGCCAAGCAAAAUUAGCGUGUGACUUAAAAUGUAAGCAUGACCGAGGUAAACUCCUCUCCCCUCUUUAUUGAUUGCAUUUAAGGACCUCUCAUUUAUCACAUGUAUUAGGUUUAGAGCACAGGAUGAUUCGUUGCAUCGAUGCAACUCUGGCCGUAAAAUAUAGGCGUUUGUGGGUAGUGUUGAUUGAUGAUCAGUAUCAUUUGCAAAUACAAAUUGUGGCGAUAAGUUAAAUGGAAGA